AUGUGUCUCAACCCUCACGUGCAAGGCGUCACGAGAAAGCUGGUUGUGCGAAGCUUUUCUGCACUACCACAGCGUUUGCGGGCAAAGCCAUCCAAGAAGGAGCUAACACUCUUGAUUCAUCAGACAUCGACUUCCCGAGACAUUCUCGAGAUCAUCAGAGCUCAUAAAGACAGACUGGAUGCAAUCCAUGCAAUCACAUGUCUUUGGAAACUGGGGAAACUCAAAGAUCUGAAAGGCACAGCAGAGGUGUCGGAUUAUCGGGCAGUGAUUUCACUCGUGGACGGUCACCUGAAGGACAGAAUUGCCACACGUGGUCUCAGCAACAUCCUUGUCGCCCUCACGUACAUCAACGACGCCUUGCAAAAGUCGCCGGUGUCGCAGCGCCAGAGCAGCCGCGGGCCCGUCUUCAAGCUCGCGAGGAGAGCCGCAAGCCUCCUGAGCAGCCAGGCCGAGGAUGCGAAUGCGCAUGACAUUGCGAAUGCCGCCUGGGCCGCUGCGCGCGCCACCUCGCCGUCCGUCUGCCUGACCUGUCAGCCACAGGGCGGGGGACACCUUCGCCUCGGAGACCGUGACUUGGGCAACAACGGAGACUUGGCAAACAUCACCUACGAGGAGACCAUGGAGGGCUCCGCGAGCGCCGCUUAUCGCGACCUUUGGGCUUUCGCUCGCCUUUGCCGUCGCGUUUCCUGCUACGGCCAUGGCUGCACUGCACAGGUGCGCACUCCACUCUCCCAGGUAACCCGGUCAGAAGGCGUAGAUCCUGAGAAGCAGCACGGGCGCCUGAUCCGUGUACUGCGACCUUUGAUCCCCAAGUUGACGGCGUUCAGCGCGCAGGGCUUGGCCAAUCUGGCCUGGGCCUUUGCUGCAGCGCCGCAGUCCUCUGCCCGCAGCUCUGAAGAGCGGGCCUUCAGACGGAAGGUAGAGGAGCUCUUCCGCGCUGUUGCCGAAACUUCGCGGCCAAAGCUGCAGGCUGCCGGUGAGCAGGAUGCCUUCAACGUGCAGGAGAUGUCGAACUUAGCUUGGGCUUUUGCAAAGGCCGGCAUCGAAGCCCCGGAGUUGUUUGCAGCCCUGGCAGCAGCAGCCCAUCCCAGGCUGGAAGAAUUUACGACCCAGAAUCUGUGCAACUUUGCCUGGGCUUUCGCCUCCCUGAGUGUCUCUGCAGGCCCAGGAGCAGGAGCCUCCGGAGUUCUGGAAGGGGUCGCAGUGGAAGCUUCAAAACGAAUCUCCGAUUUCAACCUGCAAGGCCUGUCCAACCUGGUGUGGGCCUCUGCUGUCCUCGGUUCCAAGAUUCAGGUCUUCGAGCUUCUGGCAAAGGAGCUGACGAUGCGAUUGGACGCUGCAGAUGUAAACGUGCUGAGCGAGCCGGAGGUUACCGACAUCGUCAGGAAUGCCCUGGGGGUCGUAUGGGCUCAGCACUUCGCUCAUGGUGCGGAAGUGAAAAAACUCGUGGACAAGGUCAAACCCAAACUCCGAGAGCUGGGACGUCGCAUGGACAGGGCGGCGGUCCAGGAGUGCGGAGAGGGCGAGGAGAGCUCUGAGGUUCAUGGUAAGGAGGAGCUCUGUAUGCCUGUGCCCACUGUGGUUCUGCAAAGAAGCAACUGCCUCGUGAUCCAGAAGCCUCCUGGCUGGCAGGUGGACCAAGAGAAGCUCGGCGUUGAGCCGAAGUUGGGGGAGCCGCGCCGGCUUACGUCCUUCGUGCACCACAUCCUGUCUCCAAGUCGCUGGCCGCUUCUUGCGGACACAGAAGCCGGCUGUGGCUUCGUGCACCGUCUCGAUGCGCCUUGCUCCGGGCUGAUCCUCCUUGCGAAGACAUACGAGGCCUACUACGACCUGCUGCUGCAGAUGAAUUCGGGUCAGGUGGUCCGUGACUACAUCGUCCUCUGCCACGGCUGGGUGCCCCCAACACAGGACACAAUCGCGGCUCCCUUGUACUGGGCUGAGGGCACGAAUCUGCCCAGCGAGGUGCGCCACUAUGGCAAGCCCUCGGUGACACAGGUAAAAGUCCUGGCCCACGCACGCCGCGGUGGUGAGGCAGGGCUUCAAUUCAGUCUGGUCGCUGUCCGCAUCUUGACCGGGAGGCGACAUCAGAUCCGGAUCCACAUGGCACAUGCGGGGCAUUGCCUGGUUGGGGAUGGAAAGUACGGCUCGCAAGAGCAAUUUCUGAAAGACAAGGAGUGGUGCUCGCAAACCUUCUUGCACAGAUACCAUCUGGGCUUCUCUUUCCUGGACGGCACCUUUGCCGAGGCCCACGCCCCACUUCCCACGGAUCUAGUGGCAGUCUUGGAGCAACUGUGUCCGCGCGAUGCCUGCUCGGCCGCGGCGAUGAGUGCAAGCACCGUCAGGAUACCGAAGUGGGACGAGUGCCAGGUCAAUAUGUAA
Molecule: messenger RNA, 2379 nt
Organism: Symbiodinium sp. CCMP2592
Lineage: Eukaryota; Dinophyceae; Suessiales; Symbiodiniaceae
Source: the annotation of a GenBank genome assembly